Cololabis saira (Pacific saury) is the source of this 1070-nucleotide messenger RNA. RefSeq lists its product as uncharacterized. The coding region runs from base 192 to 728 and encodes 178 amino acids. The transcript has 3 exons. The record is from RefSeq and is a predicted model, not a curated record. Lineage: Eukaryota; Metazoa; Chordata; Actinopteri; Beloniformes; Belonidae.
UAAACAAGUGGAGCCGCAUACAGACAGAAGAGAGGGUGUCCAACUCCAACCAAGGGUUGACAAAAGAUGAAGGGUGUCUCCAUGGCGACGGUCAAGCUGUUGGAAUCGCACGGACAGAGUUUCUCUUGUAGCCAGUGAGAGGAGGCUUGAAGCAGCCUUUGCUCAGUGUUUUAGAUGCCAAUGGCAGCGGGAUGAGUGGAGCCCAACAGGACCGAGCCCCGAUGGCAGAAAACCUCCAUCUGAACAGGACUGCAGCUCAGGAACUGCAAGACGACGAGAUGAACGCGCCUCUGUUCGAAUUCAGAGUGUUUAAUAUUGUUAUCAUCGCCCUGGCCUUGUGCAUCCUCACUGUUACUGGGCUGUACUGCAUCGUCGUCUGUUACAACCGCACCAGACAGUCAAAGAGAGCCCAUCUUUACGAGAACGCUGUGACCCAUGGAGAGCUGGCGGACCCCGUGGCAGUCAAGGCCGUGAAGCGGUCAACCAGCUUCAUCAAUCCUCUCGCCUUCUUCAGGAAACCUGAGGCAGCAAAGGACAACUCCAGCAUCUACUACAUCUACAGUAACCCACUGCCUGUAGGAGUGAAGGAUGAAGACGAGGAAAGGCGCAACGUAGCCAGCGGGCGACCGGAGGAGCAGACCCAGCUGCUUCUGUCCUUGCAAGAGUACGCCAGUGACCCCAGCAGCGGCAUCGUGCUGGACCCUCCCAUAUUUUACAUGCAGCUUUAGAGGGCACUCCCUCCAGUUUGAGUUAAAUACGUGUGGAGUUGUCAUGGCGAGCAGCUUCAGCCUGUGGCACAAAUUAAAAGUGCUUCUCCUUACUCAGGAGGAACCCGACACUUGUUCUGAUGUAUCUACGCCUUUUGUCUGGAAGCAUUCCUGCUGUAGCUGACAUCAAGUACAGCACGAAUCCUGCUCAUUAUAGAGGAGCCUGCUUUUAUGUAAAUGUUAUGAUUUCAAUAUUGCCAUUUAAUAGGAAACAUUACAAAGCCUUUGAAAGUGUUACUGUACAGUACAAGUUUUCUUUUCUUUGUUUGUGACAUAAAACAAUACAUCAAAGAGUUUGAUUCU